ACGAGGCUGAUGUCAUGUUUUCCAGGUGAUUUGGUUUCCCGGGCCAUGCAUCACCUGCAGCCGUUACACAUCAAGAACCCGAGCAACGGGACGCCGGUCCACCAGAAGAGCAGCUCUACGGUCCACUGGGAACCCGAAGCGCUCUACACCCUCUGUUACUUCAUGCACUGCCCACAGAUGGAGUGGGAGAACCCCAACGUGGAGCCGUCCAAAGUCACCCUACAAACCGAGAGGCCGUUCUUGGUUCUGCCUCCGCUGAUGGAGUGGAUCCGUGUGGCCGUCGCCCACACCGAACACAGACGCAGCUUCUCCGUCGACAGCGACGAUGUGAGACAGGCCGCCAGGCUGCUGCUGCCCGGGGUGGACUGCGAGCCGCGGCAAAUCAAAGCCGAAGAUUGUUUCUGCGCCACCCGGAAGCUGGACGCAGCCUCCACCGAGGCCAAGUUCCUGCAGGAUCUGGGCUUCAGGAUGCUCAACUGCGGCCGGACGGAUCUGGUCAAGCAGGCCGUCAACCUGCUGGGGCCCGACGGGAUCAACAGCAUGAGCGAACAGGGGAUGACGCCUCUCAUGUACGCCUGCGUGCGCGGUGACGAGGCCAUGGUCCAGAUGCUGCUGGACGCCGGCGCCGACAUCAACAGCGAGGUGCCAAGCACAGUAAACAAGCACCCCUCAGUUUACCCCGAAACGCGCCAGGCGACGCCACUCACGUUCGCCGUGUUGCACGGACACGUCCCUGUCGUGCAGUUACUGCUGGAUAACAGAGCCAAUGUGGAGGGCGCCCUGCAGGAUGGGGCGGAGAACUACACAGAGACGCCGCUCCAGCUUGCUGCAGCUGCAGGAAACUUUGAGCUGGUGAGCUUGCUGUUGGAAAGAGGAGCAGACCCCAUGAUCGGCACUAUGUGUCGCAAUGGCAUCUCCUCCACUCCGCUGGGAGACAUGAACUCGUUCAGCCUGGCAGCGUCGCACGGACACAGGAAUGUUUUCCGGAAGCUCCUGUCCCACUCAGAGAAGGAGAAGGGGGACGUUUUGUCACUGGAGGAGAUCCUGGCCGAGGGUUCAGAUCCCGGGGAGAAGAGGCUGGCUCCGCAGGCCAACUGCAGCGGGACGCUGCGAACAGGAAAGGCCAAACUGCGGGCCCUGAGAGAGGCCAUGUACCAUAGCGCAGAGCAUGGCCAUGUGGACAUCACCAUUGACAUCCGCAGCUUAGGCGUUCCUUGGACGCUGCACACCUGGCUCGAGUCCCUGCGCACCUGCUUCAUGCAGAACCGCCGGCCGCUGAUCCAGGGUCUGCUCAAAGACUUCAGCUGCAUCCAGGAGGACGAGUACACGGAGGAGCUGAUCACACACGGCCUGCCGCUCAUGUUCCAGAUCCUGCGAACCAGCAAGAAUGAAGUGAUUAGCCAGCAGCUGUCGGUCAUUUUCACGCAGUGCUACGGACCUUUCCCCAUCCCCAAACUGACAGAGAUCAAGAAGAAACAGACGUCACGCCUGGACCCGCACUUCCUGAACAACAAGGAGAUGUCUGACGUCACCUUCCUGGUGGAGGGGAAACCGUUUUAUGCACACAAGGUGCUGCUGUUUACAGCAUCAGCCAGGUUCAAGUCUCUGCUCCAGAACAGACCAGCAGCAGAAAACACAUGCAUUGAGAUCAGCCAUGUCAAAUACAACAUUUUCCACCUGGUCAUGCAGUAUCUGUACUGCGGAGGCACAGAGUCUCUGCACAUCCGCAACACAGAAGUGAUGGAGCUCCUGUCUGCAGCCAAGUUCUUCCAACUAGAGGCCCUUCAGAGACACUGUGAGAUCAUCUGCUCCAAGAACAUCACCACUGAAACCUGCGUGGACCUUUACAAACACGCCAAGUUUCUCGGUGCGUUGGAGCUAACUGCAUUCAUCGAGGGCUACUUCCUGAAGAACAUGGUGCUGCUGAUCGAACUGGACGCCUUCAAGCAGCUCCUGUACGAGCCGUCCGCCGCCGAGAGCCCCGCGUCCAGCCCCGGCCUCUGCUCCGACAUCCUCCACGACCUGGAGAAGACGCUGGCCACUCGCAUCCACUCCAUCCACCUCUCCACCUCCAAGGGCUCGGUGGUGUGACCGCCGCCCGCCGCGCUCCCAUCCAGCCGCAGCAUCGAUGUAACGCCCGUUUUAGCAAACACUGUCCCGCCCACGUCAAACUGCUGUCGGACGAUCUACCGCCAGGAUUUCCCUUUAAUUCUGCUGCUUGUUGAACGUUGAUGUAGACGUUUGUGACUUAACUUUGUUUCUUUGCCUUGAGCCUCUGUCCUGACGGCUGUUCACUUCACUGCGGAUAAAAACAAACCCGACUCGGUCAAGACGCCUCGUUCACAAUAAUCCAACUGUGUUUCAUACAGAACAUAUGCAUGAAAUACAUAUUUUACACUUUUUUCACUCAGAAACUAAAGUAGAAGUUUUACUCAUUCAAUACAAACGAUACAUUUUCUGGAAGUGGACGCCAUGGCAGCAGCAAAUGAAAUCCCUGCUAUACGGCCCGUAGCAAUGUGAGGACUUUUUAAGGUGGACUUGCUUACAUCUCAGUCUGUCGGUGUGUUUUUGCUGGACACGUUUCACUGUGUUUUAUCUGCCAUGUUGCAGAAGCCAAACUGAUCACAGGAACUUCCGCCGUGGCCGCCGCCGCCGAGCCGGUUCAAAUAAACCCGAAAUCUAUGCUGACUUGAUUCCGAAAACACGGGAAAUAAUUCGUCUUUUUGCAUGACUCCUCCUUUACUGAGCUGCCAUUAUGUUGCUUUUUUUAUGCACAGCUUACUUCAUGGACCACUUUUCUGAGCGGGAAGUAAAAGAAAUUGCUGCUUAUUAACUUUUUAUUCGCCACAAGACAGAGCGGGAUUCUGGAGACGGACCACGUUUUUGAACGCAGACUGUAAAUAUCUUCUGGAAGUCAUCGUUUUUGUACGCCGGUAUAAAAUCCCCACACUUACUGGCCUCACUAAACGUGCUCCCCGCUGUGCGUCCGGAUUAUGCAAGCUUGCAUGUUUAAUCCAUCUGUAUGACUUGUGUGUUAUGCAACAUUGCGCUGCGGGACGCCGGUUGCUCCAGUUUUAGCUGAACCGAAGGGUUUCCCCUCCAAUUAUUUUUGCUCUGAAGCAUCCCAGAUUAUCAGGAUAGAUUACAAGAUUCAUGCUAGUUUGCAGCAUUUAAAUUACCAUCUGUGUAUUAAUUUAUUUUAGCUGUUUAGUAUUGAAUUGAAGUUACACACAAAAUAAUAUUUUACUGUCAUUGUUUGGUGGUGAAAGGGAGGAAGAGGUGGAGGAAAUAUAAAGAUCAACUUUUAAAAAAGUCUAGCUUUCCAAAAAUUAAACAAAAAAUAAUGAAACUAUAAGUAAGAAGCCAAAGAUGAAACUGAAAUAUAAUAAAUAAUGUCCAGCACAUCACAAGGAGCUAAGAAAAUUUUAGCAAUUUGAUGUCUAAUCAAAUUUAUGUUGAUUUCUGGAAAACAAAGUGAUACAGUUGCGCUUACAAAACAAAAAUGAACAUCGUCUUCAUAACUAAAUGAAAGAUAUCAAGAGAAAUUUCAGACUUGUGAAAAUGUUUUUCCUGGUCUUUCUUGCGAACUUAAAUCUUCAUGUUUCUCUUUGAGAGCAUCAAUAAAGUUAAACUUGAAGUUUCUUCCUUACACUUUCAUAUCAAAAAGUAACACAAACCUGCUGUGGGUUGUGUGGUGACAUUUUAGGGUUUUUGGAGACUUUUAGCAUCUUACUGUCUGCUCUCAGGGUGAACAUGCUUUGUCGGCCAACAUGGACAUGUCAGCAGUUUUAUUUUGAAAUCUGAUUACAAAUUAUUCUGAGAUGUCUAUUUUUUUUUAUAUAUCUUUUCUCUCACUUAAACAGUAACCAAACUAAAGAUGUCUGAGAUUUAAAAGUGGAAACCUUCUAAAAAAAACUUGACAGUCUUUUCUUCUAUUGUUUAUUUAAAUUAUUUAAAAUUUUAGUUGUGUAUAUAUAUAUAUAUUAAAUACCUUCAAGUCUAAAUUUUUCUGAAAAACACUGAAUCUUGUUGGAGGGAAUCGUAUUUUCACAUGAAUGUAUAAUGACAGAAAUACUUAAUUAUUAAAGCUCCUUGCAGAUCAUGCCAAAUAUUUUGCAAAACUUAUUUUUUUUAAAUUGUGUUGCAUCUGAAUGGUCUGGAUGUCGUAAAACGAUUAAAAAGCACCCAGUUUCUGCAUUCCCUCAGUAUUUCAGUACUAAAAGCUGCAACAGUUAAGUAAAUGUUAUGUUUUCUUCCUACCUAUAUGCUUUGAUGUCAUAAAAUUAAAAUACAAGCUGAAAAUGUUCUGAGAGGAAACGGUGAAAUGAGUUGAAGAAAACACGAUGGAUUUUAAUCAAGUACAUAUCUAUGAUCGCCCCCUGCUGGUGUAGCAUGGGUUUUACAACAUUUUGAUCAUCCAUCGUAAGGAAAAAAUGUAUAGAAAAUCAAGAAACCGUCCAGGAAAUUAAUUAGCAGUUUAAAAAAAUUAACUCUACUAAAUACACAGUGUGAAUUUAACAAAAGUAAUAAAAAAACAUCUCUUGGUAAUUUAUGCAUUGAAUAUAAGAAUACCUUGUUCACAGUCCUGAAUUUUCCACACAACUGUCUCAUACGGUGUUGACCCUUAACAACUACGUCACUCUAUCAUUCGAGGCGCCAUGUUGGACGUCGGAAGUGAGGGAUGAGAGUAUUUAACAGAACGAUUGCAAUUGUUUUCCAAAGUUGUUUUUUUCCAGUUUAUUCGUGGAUUCUACUUGUUCGAGUCGAGUUAAUUUGUCUGUGAACGUAACUCAGCUGGUUGGGCCUCAUUGACGACGGUAUUUACAAAAAUUGGAAACGGCUAGCUUCGAACCCGACCCAUAUCUCCUCCCUGGUGACGUGUUGAUCAAAUUACCGACUUUGCCUGAAUUCACACCACGUGAUUUAUAUCACUAUGUCAUAAACAGCGCUUUUCCUUACACCGUAGCAAUAUUAUAAACAUACAAAAGAGAAGAUGCUAACCAUUUUUUUUUUCGUACAUGCUAGGCUACAUGACGGCGCGGCAUUGUUUCCAUGGUUACCAAUGGCUAGACGCACCUUCUCCAUAGUGCGAAUAAUUUAUCUUUCUAAUUAUAUAUAUACUUAUAAAGUGUAUGAACGUUAAUCUUCUUAAGUUGUAAAAAAAAAAAUGUUCGCUGCAAAUCCGCGAUUACACUGAAGGCUGAGUCAUGAUUGACAGCUGCUAUCCAUCGCCGCCAUAUAUAAGUUAUAAAAUAAAAUAAGUUUGGUUUCUAUACGACCGCGCAGCACUCUGACCAUUUUAAAAGUGAAAUAAAAUGCGAUAUUAGACUUCCGGGUGUCUGUUUUGUGACAGCCUUUACAGGAGCGUAAUGGUUGCUUUGAUGUCCGUCAUGGCGGAGCGUGACGUCACGCGAAAAGGGUCCAUAUUUUUUUUCAUAUUUUCAAAACGGUAAAUACCAAGUAAUUCUCUUAAUGCCACCAGAGGUCCCUAAUAUUUACCAACAGUUUUUCUGUUCAAAUAUUGACAAUUCAUUAAGAGGUUCUCUAGUUUUAUGCAUUCAGUUGUAUUUUAAUAUACGGCUGAAAUCUAUUUAAUGAAUGUAACACAAAGCGGUUGGAGAUUAAGAAAUUGUGCAAUUUUUUCCAGCAACAGACCAAAUGCAACAGUCAAAUCAGUUUUCAUUUUUACAUGUAAUGUUUGUUUCACUAUCAAUCACCAUUUAUAUUCUUAUGAAAUAUAAUUCUGUAGCACACUCAAAAUGACAUCCAUAUUUUAGCCUAAAUUGUGAGAAAAUCUUAACAUAAUAUAUGAACUUCUAUAAAUAUUGACAGAUUAUAGAUGCUAUACUACAGUUUUAUUUUCUUAUCUACAUGCAUAGUAGUAUAUAUUUUAUUUUACAUUCAGCAGUUUUGAAAAAAUUAUAUUUAAUAAUGCUUUAAGACAUUUAGUAGAAGCAAUAUUUACAUCAGAUUGUGUUCCCAUGAGGUUAGCUAUGGUGUAAAUGUGAGCUAAACGAGUGACUGAAAUUUGCUUAAAUAUAUAUAUUUUUGGUCAAAUAUCUGUGGCACCCCAUGGUGUGUUUUUGUUUAUUUUACCCUGAAUGCUUUAAAGAGUUUACUGUAUGUUAAUAACUUAAAUGAAUCUUCACAUAGUCACAUAUUUUAGUGGAAACGCUUUAUUUGAAAGAUAUAUAUAACCUGAUGCAAACCAAGGUUCAUGAUGAUGUCAAAGCACUUUUUUGUGCCAGUGUUAAUGUAGCCUCACACAAUCAGAGUAUUUUACCAGUGAGCUUGAGUUAAAGUAUUAUUGUGACCCAACAGCAACUAAAGUAUGAAAAUAAAGUCAAAGAUUUUAUGCUUAUCUGUUUCUGUUAGUCUUAAUGUUAUGCCAGUAGCAAAAAAAAAAAAAAAACAGCUUAGCUUGUCCCAUUUCUGGCAUUUCUGGCCCAAAAUGGGUCAAAGCUGUAGAGUAAAUGUCAGUUUGCAUGGCUCUUCUUGUUUAAUGUUGUUGGGAAUGUGUUCUGUACAGCAGCUUUGUCUCAACACCCUCCUUUGUGUUUGUCUGAGCAUUUAUUAUCCUCCGUAUUUGUUACUGGUAAUAUACCUAAUUUUCCCUAGACACAGUGAUAACUUGCAUGGGUUAGUUUAAAUCCACAUGGGGAUGAAACUUUUGCUACUUCUGUUCCUUUGAAGGGAAAAUGUACAUUGUACAAAUUAUAUAUAUAUACAUAUAUAUAUAAAAUAUAAAUUAUACAUGGUGUAAGAAGCAGAGAUGUGGUGGAGUUAAACAACAAAGAGAAAUGUUACACUCAUGCUACGGUUUCUGUCGUUCCAUGACAUGAUAUUGUGGACAGCUAAUAAAGACCUCAGUUUAAAAA
Molecule: messenger RNA, 6878 nt
Organism: Poecilia latipinna (sailfin molly)
Lineage: Eukaryota; Metazoa; Chordata; Actinopteri; Cyprinodontiformes; Poeciliidae
Product: ankyrin repeat and BTB/POZ domain-containing protein BTBD11-A
Exons: 15
Coding region: 10-2091 (693 amino acids)
Molecular function (GO): protein binding
Source: RefSeq, a predicted model, not a curated record